AUGCAAGAGGAAGCCAAGGCCUCCAUCAUCCUGGGAAGGCCGUUCUUAGCCACUGCUGGAGCUGUCAUUGAUGUCAAAAAGGGUGAUCUCACCCUGAGAUUACACAAUAAAAAGAUGACAAUCAAUGUGUUUAAGGCCAUGAGUUACCCACCAGAACAAUUGGGGGAAUGUAUGAGGUUGGACUCACUUGAAGAGGAAGUGCAGGAGAGUUUUGAAGAGGAAGAACCUGAAGAGUUAACAGAGGAGGAGUCAACAUCUAGUGAAGAGGUUGUAACAACAGAGAUUUGCAUACAAGGUUCACAAAAGAAAGAGAAUGAAAAGAUAGAGGCACCCAAACUUGAACUCAAAGCACUGCCACCUACUCUCAAAUAUGCAUACUUAGGAAAGAAUGAAAGUUACCCAGUAAUCAUAAACUCAUCCCUCAGCCAAGAUCAAGAGGAUGAACUACUCCAAGUAUUGCGAAAUCAUAAGGAUGCCAUUGGAUGGACCCUCGUUGACCUGAAAGGAAUCAGUUCAGCCAUAUGCAGGCAUAAGAUACUGUUGGAAGAUGAAGCCAAACCGUCCAUUCAAUCCCAAAGGAGGCUUAACCCAAUCAUAAAGAAAGUGGUACAGAAAGAAGUUAUGAAAUUAUGGCAGGGAGGAGUAAUCUACCCGAUCUCAGAUAGCCCCUGGGUCAGCCCCGUGCUUGUCGUGCCCAAAAAAGGAGGAAUCACUGUAGUCCCCAAUGAGAAGAACGAACUAAUUCCUACAAGGACCGUCACAGGAUGGCGGAUGUGCAUAGACUACCGGAAACUCAAUGAGGCUACACGAAAGGAUCAUUUCCCCCUCCCAUUUAUGGAUCAGAUGUUGGAAAGACUCGCAGGACACGCAUAUUAUUGUUUUCUCGACGGCUAUUCAGGAUAUAACCAAAUAGUGGUUAAUCCCAGAGACCAAGAGAAAACCUCAUUUACUUGCCCAUAUGGAGUGUUUGCCUACAGGCGAGGAAUAGUCCUUGGCCAUAAGGUUUCUAACCAAGGCAUUGAGGUGGACAGGGCUAAGGUGGAACUUAUUGAAAAACUUCCUCCACCUAGUGAUGUCAAGGCAAUUAGAAUUGGGGCAGUGUUAGGACAGAGGAAAGAUAACUUAGUCCAUGUGAUAUACUAUGCGAGCAAAGUCCUUAAUGAUACUCAAAGAAAUUAUACCACUACUGAAAAGGAGUUGCUAGCAAUAGUUUUUGCAUUUGACAAAUUUAGAUCAUACCUCAUUGGUGCUAAAGAAUUCAAUAUUGAAAUCAAAGAUAAGAAAGGAGUGGAGAACAAGGUAGCAGAUCACCUAUCCAGAAUCCGUCAUGAGGGAGGUGGAACACAUGAUACAAGUGUGAACGAGCUCUUCCCUGAUGAGCAAUUGAUGACAAUUCACAAAGCACCAUGGUUUGCAGACAUUGCCAACUUUAAGGCAACCGGGGCCCUACCUCCAGGGAUCAAUAAGCAUAAAAAAAGAAAGCUCAUAAAUGAUGCAAAAUAUUUUGUCUGGGAUGAGCCAUAUCUCUUCAAGAAGUGUUCAGAUGGAAUCCUUAGAAGAUGUGUCUCGGAAGAAGAAGGACGAGAGGUCCUAUGGAAUUGCCACGGCUCAUGCUUUGGAGGUCAUUUUGGAGGGGACAGAACUGCAGCAAAGGUGCUACAAAGCGGAUUCUUUUGGCCCACCCUUUUCAAGGAUGCCAAAGAACUAGUAAAGAGCUGCAAUGAAUGCCAAAGAUCUGGAAACUUGCCCAAAAGAAAUGAGAUGCCACAAAAUUUCAUCUUGGAACUGGAACUCAUUGCUGCUGGUGCAAAGAGGAUCUUGCAGCUGCAAGAGAUGGAGGAAUUUAGAUCACAAGCCUAUGAAAAUGCCAAGAUUUAUAAAGAAAAGGCAAAGAGAAGACAUGACCUGCAUCUUGCACCCAGGAGUUUCGAAAAGGGGCAAUAA
Molecule: messenger RNA, 1944 nt
Organism: Arachis stenosperma
Lineage: Eukaryota; Viridiplantae; Streptophyta; Magnoliopsida; Fabales; Fabaceae
Exons: 5
Coding region: 1-1944 (647 amino acids)
Source: RefSeq, a predicted model, not a curated record